GGAGGAGCCCACGUGAUGAAACCACACCUGUAGGCGCGUCUCUUUGUACUUCCUGAGCGCUCAGUGUCAGUGUCCGCGCGCCUAGUGUGUGCGUUUGCGUUCGUCACUUCAUCUGGAUCAGACGGUUCAUCAUACUAGCAGGGUGAGUUCCAGUUGGAUUGCACUAUGCCGAACCACAAACACAGUUCCCGACCGUACAAGCCAAGUGGUAGCAAACACCACAGCAGCAGACACUACCCAAUAGAGAAAAUGCUUCACUUCUACCGCUGGACUUCACCACCUGGUGUCAUGAAGAUAUUGUGUAUCAUCAUCAUCAUCAUGUGUGUGGCUGUGUUUGCCUGUGUCGCCUCCACACUGGCCUGGGACUACGAUAUGAGCCUCAUGGGUCUGGGAGGUGGAACUAGCGUAUUGCCAGGUUAUGGUAGCGGUUCCUAUGGUAGUGGUUCCUAUGGUAGCGGUUCCUAUGGUAGUGGUUCAUAUGGUUCCGGUUCAUAUGGUAGCGGCUAUGGUAGUGGCAGUGGCAGUGGCGGUUCCUAUGGAGGAACACAAAUGGAUCCCAAAGCUGGAAAAGGCUUUAUCAUUGCCAUCUCUGCCAUUACCUUCAUAGCUGUGCUCAUUAUAUUUGUGUUGGUUGUUUCAAGGCAAAAUGCUGCUCGCUCAUCAAAGUUUUACCUAGCAACCAUCAUCAUCUGUGCCAUCUUGGCAUUUCUGAUGAUCAUCGCCACUAUUGUGUACCUUGUGGCUGUGAACCCAACAGCCCAGUCCACAGGAUCGGUCUACUACAGCCAGAUCCGCCAACUGUGUGCCCAGUACCAGAACCAGAACCAGGCCCAGGGCAUCUUCCUUAACCAGUACCUUUACCAUUACUGUGUGGUGGAGCCCCAAGAGGCCAUAGCUAUUGUCCUGGGCUUUCUGGUGUUUAUUGCCCUCAUCAUCCUGCUCGUGUUUGCAGUCAAGACUCGCUCCAACAUCAGGCGCUGGGGCCGGGAUCGCAUUCUCUGGGAGGAAGUGAAGGUCAUCAAUGAUGGUCUACACAACAGCGUCGGGGAGUGGGUGAACAAUGUGUCUGGUGACCCAGAUGUGCUGGUGAAUGACCAUAAUCCCAAAGUUAGGGGGUCCAGAGACUAUCUGGACCAGCUGGACCAUAACAAGCCUCUUUACCUGCCAGGAGACUCAGACAUCAGCAGUUCUGUGGGAGGCCUGAAGCCCAGGCUGAAGGACUAUGACACUGGUGUGGAGUCUGGAGAUGAGCUGGAGGAUGAGCACUUCUAUGUUUUGUUUCCUUCCAUUGUGGAUGAGCAAGAGCGUCUGAACUACAAACGGGAAUUUGACCAGGAACACCAGGAGUACAAGAGCCUGCAGGCUGAGCUGGACAGCAUAAACCAGGACCUGGCUGACCUCGACAGAGUUCUGAACCAACACCCUGAAAGCAGUCCACAGUUCCUGGAUGUUAUGGAGAAAUACACCAGACUGAAGAAUCUCAAGAAGUCCCCAGGCUACCAGAUUAAGAAGAAGAGGUGUAAAUAUCUCAGGUCCAAAUUGUCACACAUCAAGAAGAAGAUCAGCGAAUAUGACCGCAGGCCUUGAACCUUCACCUCUGACCCCCCCAUGCAGGGAAAAGGACACAUUUGCAAUUUCACACCCCACUGUGUCUGUUGCCUUUUUUAUAUUACAUCUGUAUCAAGUCAAUCAACUGAGUUUUUUCCAGAGGAGAAAGAGUGAAGGAAACUUUGAUUUUAUGAUGAAUUAUUCAACCUCUGUGAGUUUCAUGAAGAACUAUUUAGCUGUACAAAAUGUAUAGUUUAUCUCCAGUUUGUUAGAAUGUCAGAGAUGGGAUAUUAGAUGUUUUUGUUUCAGUAGCCUACUUUUAGACUUUAAUGAAGCCUUUUUGAAAAAACAUGCUUUACACUGUCAAGUACAAUGAAGGCACAGCUAAGAUGAGACAUGCAUUUUCUUGGCAUCAUCCCUUGUAAAUCAUUUUUAUUUUUAGUCUUUAGAUACUAUUUUAUUUGUUGUUUAGUAAGCUUUUUUAGUGCUUUAGUUCUGUAAAUGGUGACAACUAUUUGUCCUUGUUAUUGUAAGUUCUUACUAUAGAACUUUGUCAUGGUGGAUAUCAGAAGGAAAAGCCCAAGUGUAACUAAAUGAUUAAUGAUGGCUCAGUUCAAUUAAGGUAUGCCACAAACACAUUUGUCUUUUAAAUAAAUGAAUUUAUUUUCUCA
This is a messenger RNA of Cottoperca gobio, 2219 nucleotides long. It is a transcript of the gene oclnb, whose product is annotated as occludin b. The record is from RefSeq and is a predicted model, not a curated record. The transcript has 9 exons. Bases 166 to 1587 code for a protein of 473 amino acids. Gene Ontology annotation, biological process: bicellular tight junction assembly. Gene Ontology annotation, cellular component: cytoplasmic vesicle; bicellular tight junction; apical plasma membrane. Lineage: Eukaryota; Metazoa; Chordata; Actinopteri; Perciformes; Bovichtidae.